Molecule: messenger RNA, 2469 nt
Organism: Pongo pygmaeus (Bornean orangutan)
Lineage: Eukaryota; Metazoa; Chordata; Mammalia; Primates; Hominidae
Gene: LFNG
Product: LFNG O-fucosylpeptide 3-beta-N-acetylglucosaminyltransferase
Exons: 8
Coding region: 98-1237 (379 amino acids)
Biological process (GO): pattern specification process
Cellular component (GO): Golgi membrane
Molecular function (GO): O-fucosylpeptide 3-beta-N-acetylglucosaminyltransferase activity
Source: RefSeq, a predicted model, not a curated record
UGCUGCGCUGCUGGACUGCGCCGCCGGAGCGAGGGGUUUCGGGGUGGUGCAAGGCAGGCGCACGGGGAAGGGCGCGCCGCGCGGCCGCCACCCCACCAUGCUCAAGCGCUGCGGCCGGCGCCUGCUGCUGGCGCUGGCGGGCGCGCUGCUCGCCUGCCUGCUGGUGCUCACCGCCGACCCGCCGCCGCCCCCAUUGCCCGCAGAGCGCGGCCGGCGCGCGCUGCGCAGCCUAGCGGGCCCCGCUGGGGCUGCCCCGGCGCCCGGGCUGGGGGCGGCGGCGGCAGCGCCCGGGGCGCUGGCCCGCGAGGUGCACAGUCUGUCCGAGUACUUCAGCCUGCUCACCCGCGCGCGCAGAGACGCGGACCCGCCGCCCGGGGCUGCCCCCCGCCCCGCCGACGGCCACCCGCGCCCCCUGGCCGAGCCGCUCGCGCCCCGAGACGUCUUCAUCGCUGUCAAGACCACCAAAAAGUUCCACCGCGCGCGCCUCGACCUGCUGCUGGAGACCUGGAUCUCGCGCCACAAGGAGAUGACGUUCAUCUUCACUGACGGGGAAGAUGAGGCCCUGGCCAGGCACACGGGCAACGUGGUCAUCACAAACUGCUCGGCCGCCCACAGCCGCCAGGCGCUGUCCUGCAAGAUGGCUGUGGAGUAUGACCGCUUCAUUGAGUCCGGCAGGAAGUGGUUCUGCCACGUGGACGAUGACAACUACGUCAACCUGCGGGCCCUGCUGCGGCUGCUGGCCAGCUACCCGCACACGCGGGACGUCUACAUCGGCAAGCCCAGCCUGGACAGGCCCAUCCAGGCCACGGAGCGGGUCAGCGAGAACAAAGUGCGUCCUGUCCACUUCUGGUUUGCCACGGGCGGCGCUGGCUUCUGCAUCAGCCGUGGGCUGGCUCUGAAGAUGAGCCCGUGGGCCAGCGGGGGUCACUUCAUGAACACGGCUGAGCGGAUCCGGCUGCCUGACGACUGCACCAUCGGCUACAUCGUGGAGGCCCUGCUGGGCGUGCCCCUCAUCCGCAGCGGCCUCUUCCACUCUCACCUGGAGAACCUGCAGCAGGUGCCCACCUCAGAGCUCCACGAGCAGGUGACGCUGAGCUACGGUAUGUUUGAAAACAAGCGGAAUGCGGUCCACGUGAAGGGGCCCUUCUCGGUGGAGGCUGACCCAUCCAGGUUCCGCUCCAUCCACUGCCACCUGUACCCGGACACACCCUGGUGUCCCCGCACUGCCAUCUUCUAGCGGCCAUGGCUGAGACCCAAUCCCUGGGCGCCCCUGGUAUCCAAAGGGCCCAGGGACCCUGUUGCGCUGCCCUGGCCUCGGCAUUCGAGGCUCCCCCAGGGCCGUGCCUGUGCGUGUGCCUGUGUGUGUGCGUGUGCAUGUGUGCGUGUAUGUGUGUACUGCAUGCCCACCCGGGUAGCAGGCUGCUGGGCAGUUCUGCUCUGUGGAGGAGCGGGCACAAGCGCCACUUAUGUGCCUCUGCCCCGAGGGCCAGUGGGCUGCAGGGCCUGCUUGGAGGAAGGAUUUGUGUGUCGGAGGCCACUCUGAGGGCAAUUCUGUUAGGAUUUUUGGAUCUUUCUACAGCUACGGGGCUCCGGGCUACUUUGCAGGGAUGCGAUGCGUAGGUGCCUUUCUCUUCCUGCUGAGCACAAGCUCUGUGUUGGGGAUACCUGUGCCCUGAAGUCCUGGCUCCUGUGUCAUAGCCCCAAGUACAACUCACUGAGCCAUGCUCAUUGCAGGGGAGGCUGGGUCUGGGGGUGCAUGACCCAAUCCCCUUCCUCCUGGCCUGGACGCUGUGGCUUAGAGUAACAGCAGCCACCGCCCAGUUCCAGUGGCCCCACGAAGCCCCCAGUGGCUGGCUAUCCAGCUGGGCAAACAGUGGCACCCCUCCCAGCUCUUCUGAGUGGAGAGUCUUCCAGGCCCCCUCAGAGGUCUUCCCUUUGCCUCCCCAGGACAGGGUGAGUCAGAGCUCAGCAUUUAAUCUCCUCUCCAAAGUAGAGAGCAAGUCGCCCACAGUGGGCGUUUCUGUAAAUAUUGUGACAGUAUUUUUUUACUGUGCUGUUUUUUUUGAAAGGGGGUGGGUAAAAAGUAGGGUGUUCUUGUUUUUUGCUUGGGAGGGUGGGGGUGGGGGAGGGUCUUAUUUUAUCUUAUCUUUUCUGUGGAUCAGAAAAAACAGAAGCCAAACUCGGGGUCAUCUUUGUUUUUAAAGCUGAAGUGGGACUGUCUGGCACUCUGUGUAUUUAUGCGUUCCAGCAUCUGGAACCUCCCAUCCCUGCCCUCCUCCUGCGUAGCUGCCACCUCCCCGCUGGGCCCAGCGUGGCUCACCUGUCCCAUGGGCUGUGUUUCUUGUUGUUUUUCUCUUUGCAAAGACAUAGCUAGGAAAGCGAAUGAUAAGGGAAAAGUUCUCAGGGAAUCGAAGUGUUGUUGCUAUGGUGACGUCCUUUUGCUGUGAAUAAAGGUGCUCUUUGCAGCAA